Molecule: messenger RNA, 2305 nt
Organism: Oncorhynchus kisutch (coho salmon)
Lineage: Eukaryota; Metazoa; Chordata; Actinopteri; Salmoniformes; Salmonidae
Product: structural maintenance of chromosomes protein 2
Exons: 16
Coding region: 146-2305 (719 amino acids)
Biological process (GO): chromosome organization
Cellular component (GO): chromosome
Molecular function (GO): ATP binding; ATP hydrolysis activity; protein binding
Source: RefSeq, a predicted model, not a curated record
AACAGUAGCGUGCCUGGCGCCAAAUUUUGAAAAGCGAGAAGUGUUUCUGUUGACAACAACAGCUUUCGGUAUAACGUCGUGGUUUGUUUAGACGUUAUUACGAUAUAUCGAAAAAGGAUUACUUUGGAAAAAGGACAACGGAAAGAUGCACAUCAAAUCUAUUAUCUUAGAAGGGUUCAAGUCCUACGCGCAGAGGACAGAAAUCAACGGAUUUGAUCCGCUCUUCAACGCUAUUACCGGACUCAACGGAAGUGGAAAAUCCAAUAUUCUCGACUCGAUAUGCUUUCUACUGGGGAUAUCCAACUUGUCUCAGGUGCGAGCGGCCAAUCUCCAGGAUUUGGUGUACAAGAACGGUCAGGCCGGUAUCACCAAAGCCACCGUGUCCAUAACUUUCGACAACGCAAACAAGAGUCAGAGUCCGCUUGGAUUCGAGACCCACGACGAGAUCACGGUCACAAGACAGGUGGUGAUUGGUGGUAGGAACAAGUAUCUGAUCAACGGGGUGAAUGCCAACAACACCAGGGUACAGGAUCUGUUCUGCUCUGUAGGACUCAACGUUAACAACCCCCACUUCCUCAUAAUGCAGGGGAGAAUCACCAAGGUUCUGAACAUGAAACCGCCUGAGAUCCUAGCCAUGAUAGAAGAGGCAGCAGGAACCAGGAUGUACGAGUGUAAGAAGAUCAGUGCCCAGAAAACCAUUGAGAAGAAAGAAGCCAAACUGAAAGAAAUCCAGACGAUCCUGGAUGAAGAGAUCACUCCUACCAUGCAGAAGCUAAAGGAGGAGCGUUCUUCAUACCUGGAGUACCAGAAGUUGAUGAGGGAGAUAGAACACCUGAGUCGUCUGUACGUGGCCUGGCUGUUUGUCUGCGCUGAGGAGACCAAGGUGAAGUCUGCGGAGGACCUGAAGGCGAUGCAGGACUCCAUCACUCAGCUGCAGGCCAACAUGGCAGACAACGAAAACAAGGUCCAGGAACUCUCCGCCCAGAUACAGGAACUGCAGAAGAAGAGAGACCAAGAGGUUGGUGGAGUGUUGAAGGGGUUAGAGGAGACUCUGUCUGAGGUCCAGCGGGUCGAUGCUAAAGCCCAGAGUGCUGUGGACAUGAAGAAACAGAACCUGGCAGAGGAGACCAAGAAGAGGAAGGAACUGGUGAAGAGCAUGGCGGAGGAUAAGAAGAUACUAGGGGUUAAGGAAGCGGAGGUGUCCAAGGUAGCAGAGAAGCUGUCUGCCCUACAGGAGGAAGGUCAGAAGGAUAGCGCCGCCCUAGAGGCAGCACAGUGUCACUUCAAGGCUGUGUCCGCUGGGCUGUCCACCAAUGAGGACGGAGAAGAGGCCACGCUCGCCGGACAGAUGAUGACCUGCAAGAACGACAUUAGUAAAGCUGACACCGAGGCCAAACAGGCCCAGAUGAAGCUGAAACAUGCCCAGCAGGAGUUGAAGGCCAAGCAAACGGAGGUGAAGAAGAUGGACUCUGGUUACAAGAAAGACCAGGAGGCCUUCAACACUGUCAAGAAGAACAAGGAGAAACUAGAGGCUGAUAUGGGGAAACUACAGUACCAAGAUGGGAAGGAGGAGGGUCUUCUGGACAGGAAGAGACAGCUGAACCGUGAGGUCACCACCCUCAGAAAUACCUACGAGAGUCUGAUGUCCCGCUUCCCGAACCUACGCUUCGACUACAGUGACCCAGAACGUGACUGGGACCGUAGCAGAGUUAAAGGGCUCCUAGCUAACCUGAUAACAGUCAGUGAUGUGUGCUACUCUACUGGACUGGAGGUGGUGGCUGGAGGGAAACUCUACAAUGUUGUGGUGGACACUGAGGUGACAGGUAAGAAGUUGUUGGAGAAAGGAGAGCUGAAGCGUAGAUACACCAUCAUCCCCCUCAACAAGAUCUCUGCCAGGACACUUAAUGCCAGUGUGGUCAACACAGCCAAGAGUCUGGUUGGGGAGCAGAACGUCCAUACAGCGCUGUCUCUGGUUGGCUAUGAGGCAGACCUGAGGAAGGCCAUGGAGUACGUGUUUGGUUCUACAUUGGUGGGUGAUACAUUAGACAACGCCAAGCGAGUGGCCUUCGACAAGAGAGUCAUGACCAAGACUGUUACUCUGGGAGGAGACGUCUUCGAUCCUCAGGGGACGCUGAGUGGAGGAGCCCGUUCCCAGUCGGCCUCCGUGUUGUCCAGCCUCCAGGAGCUGAGAGAGGUUCAGGACAGUCUGUCAUCCACGGAGACGGAGCUACAGGCCCUGGACAAACAACUGUCUGGUCUCAAGGGGACCGCUGAGAGUGGCUGUCCUGGAACAUUUACUAUGUAG